This is a messenger RNA of Lachancea sp. 'fantastica', 408 nucleotides long. NCBI's taxonomy places the organism in Eukaryota, Fungi, Ascomycota, Saccharomycetes, Saccharomycetales, Saccharomycetaceae. The record is from the annotation of a GenBank genome assembly.
AUGAGUGUGUGGAUUUUUGUUAUGGCGGUUGUGCUCAACUGUGUGAACCUAUUUGCCCAAGUUCACUUUACAAUUUUGUAUGCGGACCUAGAAGCUGAUUACAUCAACCCCAUCGAAUUAUGCUCGAAAGUGAACAAAUUGAUUACGCCAGAAGCCAUUUUGCAUGCUUUCAUUUCCCUUUCGUUUUUGUUGACGGGACACUGGUUUGUAUUUCUGAUUAACUUGCCUUUGCUUGCUUUCAAUGCCAACAAACACUACUUGAAGCUACAGCUACUAGAUGCAACUGAAAUUUUCAGAACGCUGGGCAAACACAAGAAAGAAAGUUUUUUGAAGCUCGGAUUUUACCUGUUGAUGUUCUUCUUCUAUCUAUACAGAAUGAUCAUGGCUUUGAUUGCCGAAGCGGACUAA